Messenger RNA from Periophthalmus magnuspinnatus, 1877 nucleotides. It is a transcript of the gene mks1, whose product is annotated as MKS transition zone complex subunit 1. Bases 41 to 1741 code for a protein of 566 amino acids. The record is from RefSeq and is a predicted model, not a curated record. Gene Ontology annotation, cellular component: MKS complex. Lineage: Eukaryota; Metazoa; Chordata; Actinopteri; Gobiiformes; Gobiidae. The transcript is spliced from 18 exons. Gene Ontology annotation, biological process: cilium assembly.
AUUGUUCGUUUUGGUCCUUAAGUGCACGUCGUAAAUAAUCAUGGCGGACACGUGGAAUACAGACACUGGAGAAGCCAUUUACAGAACCCGGGAUGUUAUCAAGAACAUGAGGAUCAGGGUGCGCAUUGAGAGGCUGACGUCCACGGCUUCUCUGUCUCAGCACCUCCAACAGCAGGUCCUGUCCCAGCAGCACGAUCCCAGCAAGAAGAAGAAGAAGAGGGGGGACAUCGAGCUGGAACCCCUAGCCACUCCAGGACAAAAAGGUGACAAUGAGGAAGAACUGGUAAUUGGCUGGCAAGAAAAACUCUUCAGUCAGUAUGAAUAUGAGCUCUUCCAAAACGAAAAUGCCUGCCAGAGCCAUCUGGAGCACCAGUAUCACUCUGAAAUCAAAGCUCUGAUCAGGGGCAAAGGUCGACGCAACAUCCGGAUAUUUACCUACACAGAUCAUGACCGCUACACCAACCUGCUGCAAUGCACGGAAGAUGCUCUGACGACUAGUAAAUCUGGCCCUACGUUAUUGGCUGAAAGGAUGGCUAAUGUAAGGCACAGGAGACAGGAGAGACACACAAUAGAUAUGGGCCUUCCCAAAUCCAAGAUCAUAAAUUGGGAGCCUUCAGAGGAGUUCAUCAGAAACACCCACGUGGUCAACAACACCAUGCAGACUAUGCACAUCAUGGGAGACCUGGGUCCUCCGGGAAGAUUGGGUGAAAAACAGAAUGAGUGUUUGCUGCUGACCAUAAAAACAGAUGGAAUUGGAACAGUCAUAGUAAAACCAGACUUCAACAGAGGGAAAGAGCCGUACAGGAUCAUAACAGAGGGGGACAAGAAGGAGGUGUGGUGUCUCCGAGUGGAUAAUGCGUCUGAGGCCAUGGUGAAGGAGGACCAGGACAAGGAGUUGCACCUGUACAAAGAUCUCUACGUUCAACAUAAAGAAUAUUUGAACAGUCUUGUUGGAUCAGACUUUGAAAUGCCUCCUCUAGGGACUUUGAGAUAUGUGAUGAAUGGAGAGAUUGUGUCAUCCAAAGGAUUUGAAUAUGAUAACUUAUACAUCCACUUCUUGAUGGAACUACCAAACAAUUGGUCUAGUUUACCUUUCCAGCCACUUUCUGGAGUAACACAGACCUGUCGCACCAAAUCAGUGGGAAAAGAUGACGUAGCUUUCUUCAGCUUCCCUUUUAACUUUGAGGCCUUGUAUAUGAGUGAAAAGGAGAAUGAAGGUAUUCCGCAGUGGCCCGUCUUGUACUUCAAAGUUCUAUCUCUGGAUUUUUGGCAGCGUUAUCGAACGGAAGGAUAUGGAUAUCUGCUCUUUCCAGCUGUGCCUGGUACACACACAGUAACAUGCCAUACGUGGAGGCCUCUUCAGAUAGGCACAGUCUCUGCUCUAAGGCGAUUCUUCAUUGGGGGGUCUCCAGAACUAGAAGACCUGAGUCACGUCAGGAUCCCGAGCACUUUUAAGGGAGAAAGACUGAGCCGAUUUGGCUUUAGAACAGAGUCAUCCGGAAGUGUCACUUUUAAUCUACACUGCAUUCAGCAAGCUCAUGCCUUCGUUGAUGCCAUUGUGCUGAAAAAGAGAAGGCAGAAAGUUGUGGACCAGCUGGGAGGGUUUAGUCAACAAGGCGCUGUCUACAACAUUCUAGAGGCGUUUCAGAGAGCCAGGAGAAAGAUGCAGGAAGCCAGAGAGGGUCUUCCCCAAGAUCUAAUAAAUGCUACUACUGAACUCAAAAUUGAAUCGACAGCAUAAGAAUUGUUCAUUAUUUAUUCAUUGCUACAUAUUAACUGUCAGUGUACACACAUGAGCAGUAACAUGUAUAGAGACAAAUGCAUUAUAGCCACUUUUCUAGAUUUUGUAAAAUGAUUUAAGAGAGAAAAUAUUUGUU